Molecule: messenger RNA, 824 nt
Organism: Epinephelus lanceolatus (giant grouper)
Lineage: Eukaryota; Metazoa; Chordata; Actinopteri; Perciformes; Serranidae
Gene: pcbd1
Product: pterin-4 alpha-carbinolamine dehydratase/dimerization cofactor of hepatocyte nuclear factor 1 alpha
Biological process (GO): tetrahydrobiopterin biosynthetic process
Molecular function (GO): 4-alpha-hydroxytetrahydrobiopterin dehydratase activity
Source: RefSeq, a predicted model, not a curated record
CAGCUCAUGUGUCAGAUAAAGUCAAUCCAGUCCCUCUCGCUGGCUGCCACAGCAGAUCUGUGCAACAGGGAGCUGGAGCUGAACCUCCUCUGUGUAUAAAAACACUCUGCAAACAUGGCUGGUAAAAUUCAGAGUCUAACUGAGGAGGAGAGGACCCACCUACUCCCCCUGCUACGCAACGCUCAGUGGGUGGAGGUUGUUGGACGGGAUGCAAUCUAUAAAGAGUUUAUUUUUAAAGACUUUAAUCAGGCUUUUGGUUUCAUGUCCAGAGUGGCGUUACAAGCAGAGAAGAUGGACCAUCAUCCUGAGUGGUUCAAUGUCUAUAAUAAGGUCCAGAUAACUCUCAGCACACAUGACUGUGGAGGGCUCUCCCAGCGAGACAUCACUUUGGCCACCUUUAUUGACCAGGCGUCACUGAUGUGAGCCACACACAUUAUCAGUCAUCUCAAAAAUGGAAAUUGGAGAGCUGAAAGUCACGGCUCUUCAUUUAUUCGUUCCACUGAGAAGUCUGAGGAUGUGACCUGCAAAUCCAAAGAAUAUGAACCACUUAGUUUCAAUGAAUUGUGAAAAUGUAGCUGUGGGUGUUAAAGUGCAAAGGGUCCAAUGUGUCAUCAAUGUGUUGUUGGUUUUACACUUGGUGGAUAAAUGAGAUAAUUAGCUAGUGCUAAAAAAUAAUGUUUACACAUUGAAGUAAAGAGAAGUAAUUUCUCAGCAACCAUUCCAGAUAACAUUCACAAUGGUACAUGUGUCCCUCUGUCCCCACUAGUGUCUUAUGUGACAAUUCUUUUGUACUUUGCUGUCAGUAAAUGUUAUUUUCUGUCAAA